AUGCUGCCGUCGCGUGCCGCGGCCCCGGCGGGCCCCGCGGACGUGGCAUCCGGCCUCCGCGCGGGCCUGGCGCUGCUGCGGAGCGGUGCCGGCGCAGAGCCCGCGCGGGCCCGCGGGCUCGCCCGGCGGCGGUGCCCCGCCCGCGCCGCGGCCAACACGACGGCGUGCGCCGUGGGCCGGUUGGCGGAGUUCGUGCUGUGCUCGCAGGCGCGGCUGCUGCAGGGCGACCCCGUCGGGGCGCUGCGGGGCGUGCGGCGCGCGAACGCCCUGCUGCCGCUCGCCGCGCACUGCCUCGGGGGGGAGGCCUGGCCGCUGACCGCGGCGGAGGUCUACGACAACUUCCGCAACGCGGCGCGAGCGCUCGGCGAGCACGUGUCCCCGGGCGAGGAGGAGCGCGCCGGCUUCUUCGCGAAGCCCUACUCGGAGGAGGUCUGGGCGGAGAAGGCCGCCCUGAAGUCGGGCGAGCUCCGCGACGAGCUGGCGUGGCAGCCGCAGGGCGCAGCGGGCUCCCGGGCGCCCGAGUUCGAGGCGCGCCCGGCGUUCAGUGCCGCGGCCCCGCCCGACUCGAGCGCCCCCGGCGAGCAGCCGUGCGGGCUCGACGGCGGGGCCUCGGCGCACCCGGCGGAGGGCGCCGGCCCGCGGGAGACGGGCGUGCGGCGGCUCUCGCGCAGCGGGUGCGUCUGGCUGCUGGAGGGCGCCUGCAUCGAGGACCGCCGCGUGGUGGCCUUCGCCAGGGGCCCCUCUUCCGGGGCGGCUGGCCCCCUGACGCUGCCCCGCACCUCUGGCGGCGUCGGACCGCCACGCAAGCUGCUGGGCUGCGGCGAGUUCGGCAACUACGACUUCAAUGCCGUCGAGGUGCGGCACCCGCGCUCGAUGCCCCACAUGGUCCACAACGCGAGCGGGGCGGAGGGUGAACUCCUGGACACCCUCCUCGUCGUGCCUGGUCUCAUGAGCGGCGUGUCGCUUCUGAAUCCCUUCCACGUCCUCCACUCCACCAUCCCGGCCGCGUGGCAGCUCCAUCACCCCAGCUACGGGCUGUGCGUCCCCCGUGACCGGCUCGACGUGCGCCUGGCGUUCCUGUCGGCCUUCCACGGGGGGAGGUCGGCCCACUUCUGGAAGAUGUUCACCCGCGUCAGAGGCAAAGAGGACGACACCGCGGACGGCAACAACCAGCAGUUCCUCAUCGCGUCGCAGUGGCGAUUCUGGUGGGGGCCCCUGACCACUCGGCCGCCCAUGCCGCUCGGCGCCGACCCCGGCCCCCGGUGCUACCGCCGGGUGAUCUUCGGCAGGGAGCUGUUCCGCACGGGCCGCGGGGGCUUCGGCUCGCAGCGGGUAGUGGACUUCUACAAGCAGUACGUGGCCGCAGUCCUCAGGCCACGCCAACGGCCCGUCGGCUCCCCGCGGGCCGCUGCCGGGUCGGACGAGCCCGAGUGGGCCAUCUUCGCCGACAUGCGGCCUGGGCUGCCGAGGGCGCGCCCCGACCCUUUCGCGCUGGAGGAGCUGCAGGAGAGGCACGAUGCCCCUUUCUUCACCGCGGAGGGGGCUGCCCGCCUCGCGACGCGGCCCUUCCAGCUCUGGACGGCGGGCGGGGGCGCCGCGCCCGGCGGCGGGGCCGCGCCGGCGGUGCAGACCCAGCUCGCCUUCUCCGCGGCGCCCUCGGCGGCAGGAGCACCUGCGCGAAGGGUGCACGUGCUGCUCGUCCAGCGGCCCAAGGGCGCGGGCAGAUGGAUCGCCAACGUGGGCGAGGCCGUCGAGUGGCUGCGCGGCUGGGAGCACCCGCGGGCGAGCGUGGCCCUGCUGGUCGCAGACCUGGGCACGCUGCACCCGGCCGCACAGUGGCGGCUGGCGAGCCAGGCGCACGUCCUCGUGGGCGUCACGGGCGCGGCCCUGGCGUGGACGGCGUUCCUGCCUCCGGGGGCGGUCGUGCUCGACCUGUUCCCGCCUGGUUCGGGCUUCUGCAGCGAGGGGUGGGACAGGAACCCCGUGAGCCACUACGGCGGCCUGGCCAGGCUGGCGCGCGUGCGGCACGGCUGCAUGGUGCAUCCCGCCGAGCUGCAGGGCCCCCUGCCGGAGGGCGGCGACGUCGCGCACGAGGCCCGGAGGGAGAUCCGCGAGAAGCUCGGCGGCUUCUGGCACAAUCAAGACGUGAGGCUGGACAUCGGCAGGAUGCAGCGCUUCCUCGGUGAGGCCAUCGACUGGGUUCUCGAGCACGCGCCACCCGCGUGA
Molecule: messenger RNA, 2226 nt
Organism: Prorocentrum cordatum
Lineage: Eukaryota; Dinophyceae; Prorocentrales; Prorocentraceae
Source: the annotation of a GenBank genome assembly